UUUAUGUCAUCAUUUAUAAUAACAAAACCAAAUACCUAAUAGACUUAAUCUCACUAUAACCUUAAUUCUGAGAGUUCACACCUUAUCUUUGCCUCUCAGCCAUGUGAAGUCCCACGUAAUGAGACUUGCUCACCCCCCACCUUUGUCCAAUGGCCAUGGCCACUUCGCCUGCCCUCACCCAACCAUUGCCUUCUCCUCCCACCAGACCACCUCUUGCCACCUCCACGAGGACACCAGCGCCCACUAACAAUGGCAGGUUAGAAUUGGGGAGGUUGAUGCUAUCUCUGGGGGACUACGCCUUGAAGCAGAGGAAGAAGACCCCUGAAGAGCAUCGAGCACACUACAACUCCGUCAUCUCCCUCUGCAUCGCGAACAGGGCGCUCCGCGAGGGGCGCCACCUGCGAUCCCACAUGGCCCGAAUAGGGUACACGCCUGGCCUGUUCUUGGACAACCAGUUCAUCAACCUGUACGCGCGGUGCGGGGAGCUUGACAUGGCCCGGGAGCUGUUCGAUGGAAUGCCCGAGCGGAAUGUGGUGUCCUGGAACGCCCUCAUAUCCGGUUACUUCUCCAAUGGCCGUCUUCUCGAUGCGUUAUUCCUCUUCUGCACCAUGGUUGAGGCAGGACCGAGCCCCAAUCAUCUGACUUACUUGACUGCAAUCCGAGCUUCGGUCGGCACAGGGAGUCGUGAGCUCGGGAAGCAGAUUCAUGGGCACCUCAUGAAGGCAGGUCUCUUCGCUUGUGUCCAGGUCGGGAACUGUUUGAUCAGUAUGUACUCAGAGUUUGGAGAACCGGAGAAUGCUGAAUCAGUGUACAGGAACAUGGUUGAGCGAGACGAGGUCUCAUGGAAUUCCCUGAUUGCAUUGCAUGUCAAAAGCAGGUCUCCUGAUGACGCAUUGGAUCUUUUCGUCGACAUGCAGAAGGAAGGCUUCACUCCAGAUGAAUUCACAUUCGGAAGCUUGCUCUCAUUGACGGAUGCAAACAUCAUUACCAAGCUACAUGGCCAGAUUACUAAGAGGGGGCUGGCUAACAAUGUCUUUGUAGGAAGCGUGCUACUGGAUGCCUAUGCCAGGUCUGGGAAUCCACGAGCUGCAAGCUUAGUCUUCAAUUCCAUGCAGCUACCGAAUGCUGUCACAUGGAACUCGGUUAUCUCAGCAUGCUUCGGGAACAAUAUGGUGCAAGAAGGUCUGAAACUAUUUUGGCAAAUGGGUGAGCAGGGUGUGCUGCCAGAUGAGUAUACUGUCUCCAUCCUGCUGAAGGCGGGUGCUACCUGUUUGUCGAUAAUUGUUGGCAAACAGCUUCAUGGACUUGCAAUCAAAAUGGGAUUGCACGCAGAUGCCUUGAUCGGAAACAGUCUCAUUACAAUGUAUGCGAAACAUGAAGAGGUUUCUGACUCCUGGAAAGCUUUCAGUAGUAUCACAGAGCCAGAUCUUAUCUCUUGGAAUUCCAUUGUCCAAUCUCAUGUUCAGAAUGAGGAGCCUGAACAAGCACUGACACUCUUUUUAGAAAUCAAGGGGUCUGGUUUUGAGCCUGAUGAAUUCAGCUUUGUAGGUGCCUUAGCUGCUUGUGCUUCUCUGGCCUGGUACCGAACUGGAAGAGAAGUUCAUGGCGACCUGGUCAAGAGAAGCCUGGCACCAGAUGCUUUUAUCAGUAGCGCACUUAUUGACAUGUACGCCAAAUCAAUGGUCAUCUCUGAUGCUAGGGAGGUUUUUAACAGAGUUGAACAUAAGGACUUGAUCACCUGGAAUGCGAUGAUUUCUGGGUCGGCACAAAAUGGUUAUUUGGAUGAAGUACUGAAACUACUUUACAGGAUGAGAGAAGAGAACAUCAAGCCAGAUAAUUUUACCUUUGCCAGUAUUUUUGCAGCAUGCACAAAUGCCAUGGCGAUGCAACAGGGAAGACAGGUCCAUGGUCUGGUCCUGAAAUCAGAACUUAAAACAGAUGCAGCUGUAGCCAAUUCACUUAUAACCAUGUAUUGCAGAGCAGGGAACAUAAGGGAAGCAAGAAAGGUUUUCUCUGAGCUUUCCGUCAAGAAUGUAAUAUCUUGGACAGCAAUGAUUGGAGGUUGUGUGCAGAGUGGUUAUUCGAGGGAGGCUCUUGAAAUCUUCGAGCAAAUGGAGAGAGCUGCAGUGAGACCAAAUGCCAAAACCUUCAUUGCGGUAUUGACAGCUUGCAGCUAUGCAGGUUUGAGAAGGGAAGCUGGAAAGUUCUUUAAGAUGAUGGAGACUAAAUAUGGGAUUAGACCUGGAUUUAAUCACUACUCUUGCAUGAUUGACAUUCUCGGGCGAGCAGGAAAAUUAAAGCAAGCAGAAAACUUGAUAGAAGGAAUGCCUUUCGAACCAGAUGCACUAGUAUGGAGAAUAUUGCUGAGUGCUUGCAGAAUUCAUGGUGAUGCUGAAAGAGGAAGGAGGGCCAUGGAAAAGAUACUGGCCCUUGAACCUGGUGAUUCUGCAGCUUAUGUGUUGCUCUCUAAUUUGUAUGCCUCCUUAGGCAACUGGGAUGGAGUUGAGGAAGUCCGACAAAUGAUGAGAGUUAAUGGGGUGAAGAAAGAGCCAGGAAAAAGUUGGAUUGAGCUAAAUGCUAAAGUCCAUGAGUUCAUGGCAGGUGAUUCUUUGCAUCCACAAAAAGAAGAAAUAUGUUUGAGGCUGAGAGAGUUGCUCAAACAGAUGAAGGAUGAAGGAUAUAUUCCUGGUAUAGAACAUGCUGUAAGAUAAGAGGUAAUUAUGGAAUCAUUCUGUUAGAAUUCUCAGCUAUACAGAAUCCCUUUGUAGCAGCAACAAAGAUGAUGAACCUGCAGGAGAUCUUGACUUCUCAGAAUUGAAGUUAAUGGGGUCAUGCAUUAGACUGACCACCCAAUAAUUCAUGUUUAAUUGAUCAAAGUUGUUUGAGAACCACAGAGAAACUUAUGAUGCACGUUAGAGUUACAUUAAAGACAAAAGAACCUCAAUUUUCAACUUGAGAUCUUGAGAAGGGGAAGAUCCAAAGAGAAGCCUGGCAGAAAACUUGUGACAAGUUGGGAAGUGCAAAGAGUCCUAGAAUUAAAACUAUUUCAAAUGUAUAGCAUAAAUUACUAAUUUAGUGAUCAAAAUAAUAUUGAUGAAAAACUAAUCAUUGUUUUUACAGAUUUUACCUUCAAAUAAUUGGUGGUUGUGGAGUUUUAUUGGUUGUACAUAUUUUUACAAAGACAACAAUUUUUUGUCAAUUUAUAUAAAAGACUCUCUAUCUUACAUGGA
Messenger RNA from Musa acuminata subsp. malaccensis (wild Malaysian banana), 3230 nucleotides. Its product is annotated as pentatricopeptide repeat-containing protein At2g33680-like. Gene Ontology annotation, molecular function: protein binding. NCBI's taxonomy places the organism in Eukaryota, Viridiplantae, Streptophyta, Magnoliopsida, Zingiberales, Musaceae. The record is from RefSeq and is a predicted model, not a curated record.